Molecule: messenger RNA, 7210 nt
Organism: Nothobranchius furzeri (turquoise killifish)
Lineage: Eukaryota; Metazoa; Chordata; Actinopteri; Cyprinodontiformes; Nothobranchiidae
Gene: ano2b
Product: anoctamin 2b
Biological process (GO): chloride transmembrane transport
Cellular component (GO): plasma membrane
Molecular function (GO): intracellularly calcium-gated chloride channel activity; protein dimerization activity
Source: RefSeq, a predicted model, not a curated record
AGCUGCCUCCAGAUCAGUUUGGUAGAGGUGUUCAGCACCAGCUGUGAUCAGUCGCUCUGCAUCCCGAUUCUUAGAAAGCAGCGGAGCAACCUGAAGCAGGUGAGCCGUCGCUCCGUGAAAAACCUGCGGACUCACCAGAGAUAUUACGGAAGUCUGGUUUAUAUGAUGAGGGACGCCUUGGUGGAAAUGAUUCCGGCUGCAUUUUACUGCCAAACCCGGCAACUUUUAAUCCCGCUCUUCUUCUCACCCCUUUCCUUCUUCUCAUCACGCUCUGGAUGUCUUUAAAGCGCAACAGUAUGCAGAUCUCUCCGAGCGAAGACAAGAUUCCGGUUGUGGAAUCCGCUUCAAGUCCUCAAGCCAGCUGCGAAGGCCUUUACUUUGGCGAUGGCCGACGGAAAAUCGACUAUGUUCUGGUGUUCAAUCAUCGACGCCAUAGCUCCAUACGAUCUGCCAGCGCCUCUGUUUCACGGGCCGAGUUAUCCGUCGUCUCUAAUGGCAACUUCCCUCCAACAGCGAGGUCGGAUGCAGCAACAGGAAGAGGACAGCCAGCGAGUGUUGGUGAGGUGUUUAUGGAGCUUGGAAAUGCAAGAGGGGGCGAACCGAUGGAGGUCGCCGACCAAGAGAUGCAACUGAUCAGACAAGAGUUUGAGGCCAACCUGCUCGAUGCAGGUCUGGAGAUAGAGAGAGACCGAGAGGUAAAGGCCCAUGGACUCAGCUUUACUCGGAUCCAUGCCCCUUGGCCUGUAUUGUGCAGAGAAGCUGAGUUUCUCAAAGUCAAAGUUCCUACCAAGACGAGUUAUGAACUCAAAGAAGAAACAGGUUUUGGGUCUAGACUGAGCUCCGUCUGGAGGAAACUCAACCAGCCGUUCCAGCCCAAAGUAUUUCACCAGGACCAUGGAAGCACCAAAUUCCUGUCACACUGCUUCUCACGGGAGAAGCUUCACCUAUACAACAUCACAUCUAAAGAGACAUUCUUUGAUAAUGCUACACGAGGCAGAAUAGUGUACGAGAUCCUGAGACGGACAGUUUGCGUGCGGACCUGUCAAACUAUUGGUAUCAGCACAUUAAUAGCCAAAGGCGUGUAUGAUGCUGCCUUCCCUCUUCACGAUGGUGACUAUAAGGUCGUAGGAAACCUCGAAGAACGCAACGACAGACAGGUUCUGCAUGAGGAGUGGGCACGGUACUCGGCCUUCUUCAAAUACCAGCCCAUUGAUCUGGUCAGGAAGUACUUUGGAGAGAAGGUCGGAUUGUAUUUCGCGUGGCUUGGUGUUUACACUCAGCUGCUCAUCCCAGCCUCAAUAGUGGGAAUCAUCGUGUUUGGCUACGGAGUGGCGACCGUGGAUACGAACGUACCCAGUCUUGAGAUGUGCGACGACCGUCUCAAUUUCACCAUGUGUCCUCUGUGUGACGGGGCGUGUGACUACUGGCAUCUCAGCAACGCCUGCGGCACAGCCAGAGCUUCACACCUCUUCGACAACCCAGCCACCGUCUUCUUUGCCAUCUUCAUGUCUCUGUGGGCGGUGCUGUUUCUGGAGCACUGGAAGCGUAGACAGAUCAGUUUGAGUUUCAGCUGGGAUCUGACGGGCAUCGAGGACGAUGAGGAACACCCUCGACCAAGAUAUGAGACCAUCCUUCUUCAUAAACGACAGAAGAAGCUGGAAAAAAUGCAAAAGAAGAACAAGACUGAGCGAGAGAAGCAGGAGGACGGGACAGUGACAGAGAAGGACAGAUGGAGACAAAAGCUGCUGUCUGCCAUGGCUGCAGGAAUACCGGUUACCAUUGAGAAGUUGACCUGGAAGGACCGUCUUCCUGGAUAUCUUGUGAAUAUUUCCUCUAUCCUGUUUAUGUUUGGGUUGACGUGUUCGGCAGUUUUUAGUGUAAUCAUCUACCGCAUCACAAUAUCAGCCUUGAUGGCAAUGAACCCUGACCCAGAGAUCAAGUCCAAUGUUCGUGUGACGGUAACGGCUACUGCGGUCAUCAUCAACCUUGUGGUCAUCCUGAUCCUUGAUGAAAUCUACGGUUAUGUGGCCCUGAGGCUGACUGAGCUAGAGAUUCCCAAAACAGAAACAGACUAUGAAGAGCGCCUCAUCCUGAAAGCCUUCUUACUGAAGUUUAUGAAUGCAUACGCUCCUAUUUUUUACGUGGCUUUCUUCAAAGGACGGUUUGCAGGUCGACCUGGAAGUUACACAUACGUCUUUAACAAUUAUCGAAUGGAAGAGUGCGCUCCAGGAGGCUGCCUCAUCGAGUUGUGUAUUCAGCUCAGCAUCAUCAUGCUGGGUAAGCAGCUGAUCCAGAAUAACAUCUUUGAGAUCGGCAUCCCGAAGUUGAAGAAGCUUUUCCGUUCUCUGAGGGACAAGAAGUCCACCCCAAAAGAGAGGGAUGAGGAGAAGCCACAUCAGUGGAACCUGGACUAUGCUCUGGCUCCAUUUGAAGGCCUCACACCAGAAUACAUGGAGAUGAUAAUCCAGUUUGGGUUUGUGUCGCUCUUCGUUGCUUCUUUCCCUCUCGCCCCACUCUUUGCCCUGUUGAACAAUGUCAUUGAGAUCCGACUAGACGCCAAGAAGUUUGUUACCGAGCUACGCCGGCCGGUCGCUGUACGGGCUAAGGACAUCGGCAUAUGGUACAACAUACUGAGUGGAAUGGGCAAAUUAUCCGUCAUCAUAAAUGCCUUUGUGAUCUCCUUCACAUCAGACUUCGUCCCUCGGCUCGUCUACCAGUACAUGUUCAGCCCAACAGGGACCAUGGAUGGCUUUAUUAACCACACGCUGUCCUAUUUUAAUGUUUCUGAGUUUAAACCUGGCAAAGCACCGCUCAACUCGCAGGCGGGAGAUAUCACUUUCUGCCGGUAUAAAGACUACAGGGAACCCCCCUGGUCUUCAGAUUCAUAUCAGUUCUCCAAACAGUACUGGUGUGUCCUCUCUGCAAGGCUGGCUUUCGUCAUUUUGUUUCAGAAUUUGGUGAUGUUCCUCAGCCUCAUGGUCGCCUGGGUCAUCCCAGAUGUUCCCAAAACGAUUGUAGAACAGCUAAAACGGGAAAAGAAGCUGCUGGUCAACCUGUUUUUACAGGAGGAGAAGGAAAAAUUCCAGCUUAUCCAGAGCUUCUUUGUCAAGGAUGCCACCCUCCAGUCUGACAGCCAAGUGCCCAACCCAAGCCAGGGUCUGCCACUCCCGGGCCGAUACAGUACUCUACCCAUUGGACCAACGGCUGGAGAUGGAGGAGGAGGACCAAGGGCAAGGUGUAGGGCGGCCAGCUUCAGCCAGUUCAGCGGGGACCUUUCCUCAUUGCCCGGGAAAGAGAACUCAAACUCCAAGCACACAGCGGUGUGACUCUAAGUGGAUGUAUAGGCGGGGGUGCUUCAGCUCAGCCUUGAGGCUGUGACUGCAGGAACCUGGUCCAUCUACGUCUUUACCUGUGUCGUUUGUGUCCUGGUGUGUGUGGCACAGUGGUGUGGUGAAUAAGUGGUCACCUUGGGAUGAGCUCCUACCUACUGAAUGGAUGUGUGUUGUUCCUACUCACACGACUGUUCACCUUAUAAAGUGUUGACAUUUUUACUUUUUGGUAAAAUUUCACGAUAUAGUGAGGCAUACCAGCUUCAUAGCGUAGAGAAGCAAUAAUUACCACAUUAGGCUGAAUAACUGAUCAUUACAGGAACUAUGAAGAAACAGAUCGCUUCAGUAAUAUGAACUGAACCAUUAUGAACAGACUGAUGAACAUUGUGGCUUUCCUUUAGGGCUGCCUGGUCUGUUUUCUGCUCUUUUACGUAUUUCUAUUUCAGUUUGUCUUUAAAGAUUUUGUAGCUUUUACAAUAUUCCACUUUUGCUGUACUCCUUUCUCUUUAUAAUAUCCAGGUAUCACUUUGUAUUGUACAGCUGCUGGUUAACGUUUCUUUACCGUUUUGCCCUACGUAUUGAUGGAUAAAAAAACAUGCCAUUGUGGCACAACAUGGUGCCAUGCAUUUCUGUUCAACCGGUAAUAUCAGAAUUUUAUUAUGUGUGAAGUUCAUCUGAAUCAGAAUCUACUAGCCAUAAGGACCUUUACCAGCUAACUGCAGAGCGAUGUUUAUCUACACUGAAAAACAUGAAUGCAAAGUGAUGGCCACAUCUGAGUUGGAGUAACCCUAAAUAAUUUCACUGUGAAAUUAUGAUCAAUUAAAGCUAAAUUGCUUCCGCAUUGUUUAAGUAUGAAAUGACGCAUCUUUCUGGUUAAACUGCACACCCGCUGUCCAGAAACAAGUCUUUAGCUCAUAAGGAAGAGUGAUUUAAUUUAGUAAAAAUACAUAACCUGUUUUGGACUGCAGACCCAUAAUUAUAUCCCUUAUGCAUCCAUUUAAAGUUUUUAUUUACAAUUGCAGAAUUUUUUUUUAAAUCAUCCAGCAAGCUACCAGGUUUAACGAGGCUCUUUAGUUGUUCCAAUUAGAAAUACUUUACAUUUUGUGUGCUAAGUUCAGAGUAAAUUUAGAGUUUUAGACAAUUUCUUUGAAAGGAAAUAUUAGGGACUAAUAAAGCUGCAGUUGUUGUACAGAACAUAAUUUUAAAUCAGUGUUGUGGCUUCUCAUUGUCCAGUUUUAUUGGCAGUGUUGACUGACAAGUGGAAGCCAUUUUUAAUAACAGGGCUGUAGUUAAUGAAGUUCAUCGUGAUUAAUAAAUAAUAAACUUUAAUGGAAAAGACACCACCUCUUUUAGCAAUGCCAACUUAGAUUUGGUCUGAGAAGUUUUGUCAUUUUUGUGUACUCGAUUUUUAAGAUUUAUUGUGAGUAAGUCACUGACAUUAUGCUAAUAUGCUGUGAUGUAUGUUGGGGCAACUUUGUAUUACCACUAUGUGAGUAGCUCUGAAAAUCAAUGUUUAAGUUGUAAUAAUAGCAGAGAACGUCUUCUUAAAAGGGUCUAUGUUCCCAGUUAUUACACUUUAGUAGAUAAUAGCUGUAAAAUAAUUCAUAUCUGUGUGAAACAAAGCAAGGACAGAGCAGUUCAAAUAAAUCUACUUAAAGGUAACGAAACAUGGAUAUGACAGAAACUCUAACAGCUACACUCAUUUUUACUGGGCCUUUCCACCGGAUGCGUACGCAUCGUGCAACAUCCGUGAAUUGUAGCACGUAGCAAUUAGCUGCCGUUAUAGUGAAUGGGUAUGUAGGGACUAAUCCUUUAAGUUCAGGCUCUGCACUUCCAGAAAGCAUCAAGUAUAGCAGUUCAGAAUGCACCCAAAAGGAAGUGAAUUAAGAAAGCAGUGUAAAACAUCUGGAGACUUUCAAAGUAAAAGUUGUGUAGAUUUCCAGUUGCUUAACUAGUAAAAUAGUACAUCAUUACCUACAAAACCUCCAUAGCUGAGAUACAUAUAACCACAGACCUUUUUGGAUAUACGCUGUUAUCUUUCUUCUUGCUUGUUAUCGCAUGAACUGAUGAAAUCACGCGUGGGUUUGCAGUUCUCCUGUGAUUUCCUGACCUUGUGGGACCAGCUGCAUGGAAAGCUUCCACUGCCGUUUUGAAUUUGAAAUGCUCCCGGUGGAAAGGGAGCUCGUGGGUAAACACUUCCAUUACAUUACGUGUCGCUUACACAUCGUGGAAGGCUGGGGUAACUGAAUUUAUGACUGUGGAAAAACACUGGAGUACUUCAAAAAAACAAGAGUACCUCAAAGAAAACCUGAGUACAUGGAGGAAACCAGAAUACCCAGAGUAAACCAAACCAAACCGGUAAACUCCACAUGCUUUUUUUUUUUUUUUUUUUUGGGUGAGUCAGCACUGCUAACCACCACCAUGCAGCCUUUUAUGUUCACUUUAGAUGAACAUUGGAUUUUUCUCCCCUCGAAUCAGCCACACAGAUUUAGCUGUCAUUAACACUGUUAGACAACAUAUCUGUGGCAAUUUGGAGCACCUUAAAAGACAAAGCUAAAACGUAUUAUUUCACUCAACACUUUUAUUUCACACUUUUAUGUGUUACAUUCUAUGGAACUAAUGUUCUGGUAAGAAGUAACAUCACAAGAUGAAAGACUUCCAAAGGAAUCCCUAUCAUGGAUUUCAAUUAGAGUCAUCCACAAAAUAGAAACUCACACUUAUUUAUUUUCUUCUAGGGACAGCAGCUAAUUGUCUAAGGUAUUUGAGCCAUCCUCAUAGGGAGUAGUGAGCUGCAGCAGUGGCUGUGCUCGGGGACUAAUGAGUGGUUUAAACCCCUAAUCCAACUCCUCAAUGCUGAGUGUCAAGCAGGGAGGCACUGGGUCUUAUUUUAGAGGUCUUUGACCCGACCAUGAUUUGAAGCCCUGUAUCGCAGUCGCAGGUCGGAUAUUCUACCACUAGGCCACUGACAUGAGGAACGCAGACAGAAAUACAUGAAAAAAAAUUACAAAUAAACAGAACCAGAAAACUUCUAUGUAAACAAAUACUUGUAAUUAUUUAUUAUUAAAACUGACAUGUUUAUUUAUUGGUUUAAAUAAAAAUACACUGUUAAACUGCUUUUACAUAAAGCUGUUGGGUAAGAAAAGGUUAAUAAGGAAUGUAAUUAGGAAUGAAAUGAAGCAUUUCACAAGAUGUGAUUGUUCAACACAGAGAAGGUUUACUGUUAAGCAAGUUUUUUACUUUGGUUUGCAAAGCCUCAAGAAAAGAAACAAGAUGAUUCAUUUCCCCUAAUCAUUUAAAGAAAAUUAAAGUAGACAAGAAUAAUAAACACCCUGCGACGGACUGGCUCUCUGUCCAGGGUGUACCCCACCUGACACUGGCUGGAUGGAAGAAUAAUAAACAAAACUGAAUAGAUUAAGUUACAAUUCAGGGAAAAGUCAGAUUUCAAAGAGGUGAUUCAUUCUAUUUUGGUUGUAUACUCAUUUAAAUAUGGCACAGAAAUUAUUCCCAGCUUCCUGAACUCCCCUUGAAAAACAAUGUGAUACAAACUGAAAUAAAUUGUAUUCAACCUUGUGUUGAACUGCUUUCAUGGUUGUAUGCAGAAGCGCUUUUAUGAUUAGCGUCAUUCAGUCCUACCGAUGUGUCUUGCUAAGUUGCUAUGGUUACUGAGAGAUUAUGUUGUGGGUCAUCUUGAAGCUCAACAAUUCUUCUUAAAAAUAUAAGUUCUGUAAAAUUUUUCUUCUGUUUCCAGUGCAGUGUAACUUCUCCUUAUUUCUAGUCUAACACCAACAUUUAUCAUCCGACUCAGUUACAGACUGUUAUCUUUAUAUGUAACAUACCUGAUAUUACUGAAUUGUGAUAAAGGUGUAUUUGCUAUAAAAUGA